Baudoinia panamericana UAMH 10762 is the source of this 812-nucleotide messenger RNA. RefSeq lists its product as uncharacterized. Gene Ontology annotation, biological process: intracellular mRNA localization; ribosomal large subunit biogenesis. Gene Ontology annotation, molecular function: mRNA binding. The record is from RefSeq and is a predicted model, not a curated record. The transcript has a single exon. The coding region runs from base 161 to 730 and encodes 189 amino acids. Lineage: Eukaryota; Fungi; Ascomycota; Dothideomycetes; Mycosphaerellales; Teratosphaeriaceae. Gene Ontology annotation, cellular component: preribosome, large subunit precursor; nucleolus.
AUGGUCGUUUAGCACGCGACUUAACUCGAGCGAUAUACCCAUGCGGGGUUAACGGCCGCACAGACUCGCCAUCGGCCGCGGAUGCCGCGAACUUUCGCCUCCAACAAUUUCGGCCUGGUCUCUUGUGAUACCGUACGCAAAGUCCAAUCGAUGCGCCAACAUGGCGGCAAAAGCUCAGACGCGGUUCUCCACAGACCAGAAUAAACGACCAACGAAAUCAUCAAAACCUGGCUUGUCAUCUAAGGCACGGAAACCAGGCUCUAUCAAGACCGCCGCAAAGCCAACGCAGCAAAAGGCGAAGCCAACCACAACACUCACCAAGAAGAAGCCACCGCACCUCCGCUAUACCGAGAAAGAGCUGAAGGUACCUCAACUCAACGGCAUCCGACCAACAGGCGUUCAGAAAGCAGCAAAGGCGAAGAAGGGCAAACACUUCGUCGACGACAAGGACCAGAUGAAUGCGAUCAUGGCUAUGGUUAUGGCGGAGAAGGAGGGCAACAUCGAGAGUAGGAUGAUGCGCGCGAGGCAGUUGGAGGAGAUCCGGGAGGCUAAGAGGGUGGAAGCGGAGAAGAGGGUGGAGGGAAAGAAAGCGGGGUUGGAAGAGCGGAAGCAGGAUAUUAAGGACAGCAAGCGCAAGAGGCGAGGGCAGACUAAUGGCGAUGCGAGGGCUGAAGAAGUGGUAGAUGUGGAAAAGUCGAAGAAGCCAAAGAAGAGGGUCAGUUUUGGAUGAAGACUGGUUCACCAUGGCUGCACCGUCUACAUCUGUCUAUCUCUUCUAUUGGCAACGGGUAGCGGUUGGACGAGCAUGCAAU